Messenger RNA from Drosophila elegans, 2417 nucleotides. RefSeq lists its product as uncharacterized. Gene Ontology annotation, cellular component: extracellular region. The record is from RefSeq and is a predicted model, not a curated record. NCBI's taxonomy places the organism in Eukaryota, Metazoa, Arthropoda, Insecta, Diptera, Drosophilidae. The transcript has 8 exons. Gene Ontology annotation, molecular function: chitin binding. Bases 227 to 1903 code for a protein of 558 amino acids.
GGCUUUCAGUCGUUGGCCGCGCGCCAGAGCAACAAGUUAAGUUUCGCACCUGGCCAGGUGAUCGCGUUGUCCCGCAGUUUUCGUUUUCCCCCCAAGUGAGUGAACGAGCGUGCAAGGAAAAUCGUAAAGAUAAAUUAAACGCAUCCGACGAAAAUAACUAAUCAUCGUAAUUUCCGAAGAAAGAAAUUUUCAAGCAAAAUUCGAACGAGAAAAAAAAGUGGCAAAAAUGAACUUUUUUGUGAUUGGCUUUCUGAUCAUGCAGGCGGCAAGAUUGGCUUGCGGGACGUGUGUUUUAUCGUCCGAUUUCGGGUUCAUACUCGAUUGUAACUUCAAAAAGUCUGGACUGUUUCGUGUACGAAAUUUGGGUGGCCUAAAGGCCCAUUUCGGUUUAGGUUUCAGUCUGGGCGACGAGCUGGGCUUCCCGGAAUCGCUGGGCAACACGGAGCCUGACCGCCGGCGUGCCAUCAGCUACAAGAACGGAGCUCCUCCGGAUUUGGUGGGCGUACUUCCCUCUACUCAGCAGCAGGUCAAUCAACCAGUGCAACACCCUUUGCCCGACAAGCGUAUAAGUUCACGGUCCACCGGAGCAGCGCCCUUCAACCUGCAACAGGUGCAACAGCAGCAGCAACUGCAACUGCAGCAGCAGAAACUGCAACAGCAACUAAAACUAAAGCAACAAUUGUUGCUACUACAGCAGCAACAACAGCAGCAGCAGCAGCAGCAGCAACAGCAACAGCUCAUGACCGAGGCUCGUCCAUUGCCAUUGGGAGUUCCCGCCUUCCGACCCAUUCCCCAGAAGCAAGUGGCCGCCACUCAGGCCUCCGCUCCGGCUCCCACUACGGCGGAGCGACGGGUGGCCGUGGACACCCCGGAGCCACGGGUCAGUAUCAACAACAAGCUGAUAAGUGCCAUCGAUAAGCCGCACUCGAACCGUACCUUCCACGUGGCCAAUCCGGUGGUGUCGCAGCCCGUGGCAGUGCCCGUGUUCCAGGCGAUGCCCCAGUCCAUCGCCCGGAUCGCCAACGAGGGCAAGGAGCACCGGACGGUGGCCAGUCAUCCAAACUACCUGCAGUUCGAGGAGCCCAAGUUCGACCUGAAGGACGUGACCGUUGAGGAACUGGCUGCAGCUGCCAACGUCACAGUGGACACCAUUAAGCACGCCAUCUACGUCCGGGAACAGCAGCUGAAGGCCGAGCACCGGGCUCAGUUGGCGGCCAAACUGCGGGAGGAGUUCAUGCGCACCUCCACAGUGAGGACUACGACUACGACGACCACAACGACAACCAGUACGCCGCGUCCGCAGAAGUCGCUGGCCGAGCACAAGGUGUCCAAGGUCAUGAACGCACCCAAGGAAUACUAUCCCGUGGGCUACGACAAGAACUUCGACGACAACUUCAAAUCCAAAGUGGACCUGCCACCGACGAGUUUCUCCUGUGCAAAGCAAAAGCACUUUCCAGGUCUUUACGCCGACACCGAACUGGGAUGCAUGGUCUUCCAUGUGUGCGCCCUCACCGACGACGGCAUGGUGCGGAAGUCGUUCCUCUGCCCGGAGAACACCCUCUUCGACCAGACGAUCCUCAAGUGCAACUGGUGGUUCUACGUGGACUGCAGCUCCAGCACCAGCGUCUACGACUCGAACAUACCCAUCUCGAAGAGCUACCAGCUGAUGAAGUCGCUCACCUACUUCUCCAAGUUCGCCGGUGGCCAGCGGCAGGAGCAGGAUGGCGACAAGGACGAGAACGCUCUGGACAUCGACUCGCUGCGGGAGUCGAUGGAGGGCGUGGCCAGGCGGCAGGAGCAGGCCAAGCGGGCGACGCAGGUGGAGGAGCAGCAGCGCAGCCUGUCCAAGGAGGACCAUGAGCACGUGGUGCCCGCGGAGGGAGAGCAGCAGCUGUCCAACUAGGCUCCAUCUGGGGGCCCAACCCAACGUUAUCUGAGAUCUAGGUUAAGUGUUCACGAUCGAGCGUCUCUGGUCGGUUAGCCGUACGUAGUCAAGUCCCUUGCUCAUGUCAACGGGUUUCUAUAGUCUCAUCCCCAUCUUGACAGAGAAAAAAUGUCCCCGAAAUUGGUCACCGAUUCGGAUUUUAUUCAGAUGAAUUUAGCGCUAUUUGAUGCGCUUUGAAAUUAUGUUAAAGCAAUCAAAAUAAUUUUCUUCAUAUCAGUAGGCUAAAGUGUUCGCCUGAUAUGAUUAAGAUUAUUUUGACUACAAAAUUGUGGACACUAGGGAACUGAUAUUGUUAUGAUUUUUUCUCUGUUUAUGUAGAUGUAAUCUUUUCCUAGACCCUUAGGUGGAUAAUCUCUAGUUUAGUCCCAAUGCCAAGUGCAGUUUGGUUUGGGCGUUUAUUUUAUUACGUUCUACCCUAUUUAUUUAUUGUACAAUUAUUUCUCGACAAAUAAACAUACUUUGUUCCAAGGAA